AGCCGGCGCUCCCACUGAGCAGAGCGUCAGGCCGUCGACGGGCUUACUGCUUCACUGCCCCGCGCGAGCGAGUGAGCUGACACACACUCGCCGGCUGCCGCUCACUCUGACACAUGCAGACGGGCUCGCUCCCUCCCUCCCUCUCUUGGCAACACAAACACACACUCACACACAGUCAGUCAUCAACCCUCAUUCAACUCCUUCCCAGCCACGGGUCAGCAGCUCAGACAGGCAACUUGUUCCCGCCCAGCUGGAAAGAGCAGACCAUCGCAAGGUGCACACAUACACACACGCACGCACGCAGACACACAUACAGAGAUAUACAUGUAUAUAUAAACACAAACACACAAGCAUCAUCCUUCAGGACUUUCAACGGGAAGGCAACCUUCACGGCGAGGAGGAGAGCGGAGCGAGUGGAACUUUCAUCAAAUGAAGAGAUGUGAAAGGAACAAGAUGACAACCGUCGGAGGAACUUUGACAAGCUUGUUGCAGACUCUCGCACUGGGACGUCUCCCAGCCAUCAGCAUGCCUACAGCUUGCACCGGGGGAGUGUGACCCACCAUGUGCAGAUGGACGCCAUCCGUCGCUCACCUCCAUCCGCCUGAACCCUCCGAUGCCACGGCCAGGCGACGGCCUCCCCCGCAACCCGGCGCGGCCUCCUUCUGCCUGGCCUUGCUGCUGGCCACCACGGCCGCCGCCUCGGGGGCCUGCACUCCCGGGCUGGGACGCGAGCCCCUUCGGGUUCUGGCGGGCGGCGCCAACUGCUCGUGGACGUUGGAGAGGCAUACGAGAAGUUACAAUCACCUGGAGGGCGACGUGCGGCUACGGCGGCUUUACUCGGCCAACAAGUUCUUCCUGUGCAUUGACAAGACGGGCAAGGUGGACGGCACGCGGCGGAAAAACUACGCUGACAGUCUGAUGGAAAUCCGAUCUGUCAGUGUGGGAGUUGUUGCCAUCAAGUCUGUCAGCACCGGGCUGUACUUAGCCAUGUCCAAGAAGGGCACGCUCUUCGGAUCGGUCAAGUACAACCCAAGCUGCAAGUUCAAAGAGCGCAUCGAGGAGAACGGCUACAACACCUACGCCUCGCUACGCUGGAAGCACGGUGGCAGGCAGAUGUUCGUCUCGCUGAACGGGCGGGGGAAGCCGCGGCGAGGCCACAAGGCCAGGCGAAGACACCCGUCCACUCACUUCCUCCCCAUGCUGCCCUCCUAGCUCGCCUGACAUCGGAUACGACAAAGCGGACGUCUUCAUUCCCCAUCCAUGUGUCACAUAUAUGUACAUUUGAUCAGAUUUGUAAUGUUUAUUUGUAGAGCUAGCUUGUGCUUUUAAGUUAUUUUCCCCAUGUUGAAAAAGACUUUGACAGUAGAGUGGUACUUUCCUCAGGCGUGUAUGUGUUUGAGUCAACUGGAUCUGUUGAACUGAAAAAAGUCAAUCCACAAAGUACGUCAGACAGCAAAGAUCACAAAGAAGUCUCACAGCUGCCUUGGAUACUGGACUACUUAAGAGAGCACAAACCCAAGCCGUCUCGACAUAGGUGGACUACUAGCCGGUUUUCGAUGAGUCGUAUGUUGUGUGCAUGCACCCCUCAAGCAUUAUCACUGUGUCUCUAAUGCGUGCACCCUUCACUUGGUAAUCUUAAGUCAACUAACCCGUUUCCACAUUGGCCUACAUUACAUAGAGGCUGUAGGUGCACUUGAUGUGACGUAGCAGCUACAGUUCCGUUCAUGCAUUUUGUACACUAAAUAAAUGGUUCUUGCUAACAUUUUUCUCAACAAGGCUAAUAAAACAUUUAAUAUAUUCAA
This is a messenger RNA of Syngnathus acus (greater pipefish), 1802 nucleotides long. It is a transcript of the gene fgf22, whose product is annotated as fibroblast growth factor 22. Gene Ontology annotation, molecular function: growth factor activity; fibroblast growth factor receptor binding. Bases 562 to 1212 code for a protein of 216 amino acids. The transcript is spliced from 4 exons. Gene Ontology annotation, biological process: cell differentiation; animal organ morphogenesis; fibroblast growth factor receptor signaling pathway. NCBI's taxonomy places the organism in Eukaryota, Metazoa, Chordata, Actinopteri, Syngnathiformes, Syngnathidae. The record is from RefSeq and is a predicted model, not a curated record. Gene Ontology annotation, cellular component: cytoplasm.